AUACUCCGGAACCGUUGGAGCAUGUCAGACAGGAUUUGGAUCUGGUGCUACGGUGCUACGUGACCUUGAAGACCGCGUGUCCAGGCUGCGUACUCUCCUUGAGGAAGAGGAGAUCCUUCAGGAGGAGUAUCGUCGGCUUGGAGAUGAGACUCGUGGUCACUUGCAAGAUGCGCGGGGACAAGUGAGUCAGUACUUGGAAGAGGUACAUUCGCAUUUGGCACAUGUGGAGUCAUUGCGGACUAUGUUGUGCUUGCGGUCUUUGGAGGUAUCCUCGUCUUCUUCGGCUUCGAGUGGUGCUGGUGAUAUGGACGCCGGCGAGGUUGACUACGAGUCGCUUCUGGAAGCUCGGGAAGAGGAUCUUCAAGUUGUUCAUACAGUCCCACUUCAGCAAGUGCGAGUGGUCUUGGAAAGGUGGACCGACGCAAUUCGCAAGGAGGUGGAGAACCUGUUGGCUACAGGCACAGUACGCGCCGUAACAGCGGGGGAGAUUCGCCAGAUGGAGCGCUCUGGAACAGUGGUGAUGGCCCCUUCCAAGUGUGUCUUCACCUUGAAACCUCCGUCGCAGCGUGAGCAGCGCUACAAGAGGAAAUGUCGUUUAAUGAUUUGUGGGAACUUCGUUGAGAGCCAAGGCGUCGACCUGUAUGCGGCAGGAAUCGGCACAGAUGGGUUGAGAACGGCAUUGGUGUUGGCAGCAAUACAUAAAUGGGCAGCAGCAACCUCCGAUAUCACGGGGGCCUUCCUACUUGACGAGGUCACUGAUACGCUUGUCGGCCUCUUGGUGACGUGUGUGGAUGAUAUCCUGUACUUCGGAGAGCGGGCUGUGGUCUUGGCAUUGCAUGCGUUUGUGGAAGAGGAGUGGCCAGCGAGUUCCUUGGAGUGGAUCAAUCCUACGGACGCACAUAGCACACUCUUGCCUGUGCCGCGUGAAUGGGGUGAAGCUGUGGAAAAUGAUCCGGAUGCCUUGGAGAGUGACUUUGGUGAGUCGACUCUUCGGAUAGCUCAGAAGGCAGUUGGGGAGGCUCUUUGGCUGGCAACAAAGUCGCGUCCUGACAUUCUUUUCGUGGUGAACCAUAUGGCCACGUAUGUUUCGAGGCAGCCAUCACAUGUGAUAAGGGUGGGCCAGAGACUUCUGGCUUAUCUGUCAGGAAGGUCGGAUAUGCGACUGUUGCUGGGUCCAAGAGGCGAGGUCCAAGAUGAGAUCGUCUGCUUUACGGACGCAUCUUAUGCGCCGUUUGGACGCAUGACACUUGCUGGAGCACCCAUAGCCUGGAGAGCAUCCAGACAAAGUUUCAUUACGUUGUCCGUGAUGGAGGCGGAGCUGUAUGCUGCAACUCAAGGAUGCUUGCUGAUGGAGGCUCUGGCUAUAGACAACUCAAGUGCUGCUUCCAUGUGCGCUGGUGGGGCAGGCAGUCAACGAACAAGGCGUCUGAAAAUCAGAGCCAACUACAUCCGCGAGGCCACACAAGCAGGCACCCUUAGCGUAAGGCACACUCCGGGCGAGUACCAGCUUGCUGAUCUAGCAACUAAGUUGCAGCCGAAGUUACGACUUUGGCGACUGCUGACGCUGUGGGGCUUUGUUGGAGAAAGGUUAUCUGCCAUGGUGAAGACCCUGAAGAUCCAGUUGAUGUCCGUUGUGCUUCUGCUGAGCUCCUUGUUUGUUCCUGUGGAAGGUGCCGGCACGAGCCCUGUUAAGCAACCCUUGGCGAAGACUGGCUGGGAAGAGCUGUGUUUUUUGUUGGUGGUUACGUGCGUGGCUGUGAUUGGCAUUUGGGAGGCGAGUAAGGCCAUGUUUCGGUCAUACAAGAAGUGGGCCAACUGGAUCAACAGCAGAAGCAUCGCCCUUGCGCUCAGCUGGUUCGGUAGCACCGGCAACUCCACCGAGAAGGAAAGGUCCCGUGUGGUCAAGGAUGUCCUCAAGCUUCUCACUUGUGAAGAACUUCGUGCCGCUUUGAGAGGCCAGGGCUUUGUGACUUCCG
This is a messenger RNA of Symbiodinium pilosum, 1976 nucleotides long. The record is from the annotation of a GenBank genome assembly. Lineage: Eukaryota; Dinophyceae; Suessiales; Symbiodiniaceae.